Messenger RNA from Sinocyclocheilus grahami, 1082 nucleotides. It is a transcript of the gene tvp23b, whose product is annotated as trans-golgi network vesicle protein 23 homolog B (S. cerevisiae). Lineage: Eukaryota; Metazoa; Chordata; Actinopteri; Cypriniformes; Cyprinidae. The transcript has 7 exons. Bases 66 to 677 code for a protein of 203 amino acids. Gene Ontology annotation, biological process: vesicle-mediated transport; protein secretion. Gene Ontology annotation, cellular component: Golgi membrane. The record is from RefSeq and is a predicted model, not a curated record.
UGUGGUCAGUCCUCGCGUUCCCGGAAGUGACGUGUCGGGCAACACCAGCAGCAGCAGCAGUCGAAAUGAAGCUGGACUCAAUCGAUGAUGAGGAUGUGGCUUUAUUUGAUGCUGAGGAAGAUUCAGCCGCAAGAAAGAACAAGAUCAGGCAUCCGGUGGCUUCGUUCUUCCAUCUGUUCUUCCGGGUCACUGCCAUCCUGGUCUACCUGCUGUGUGGCUCAGUCGGUGGAUCCUUCAUCGCCUGUAUGGUCACCAUCAUCCUCCUCCUGUCAUGUGACUUCUGGACUGUGAAGAAUAUAACCGGCCGUCUGAUGGUGGGUUUGCGCUGGUGGAAUCAAGUGGAUGAUGAUGGAAAAAACCAUUGGGUGUUUGAGUCCAGAAAGGCCGGUGCGAAUCAGUCUUCAGCAUCCCGCUCCUCAAACGCAGAGUCUCGUAUCUUCUGGCUGGGUCUGAUCAUCUGUCCCGUCGUCUGGGUCAUCUUUGCUUUCUUUACGCUCGUCUCCUUUAAGAUCAAAUGGCUGGCCGUGGUGAUUUUGGGAAUGGUGUUACAGGGAGCCAAUCUCUACGGAUAUGUGCGCUGUAAAGUAGGAGCCCGAACAAACCUGAAGAACAUGGCCACUAAUUACUUUGGACGGCAGUUUCUAAAACAGGCUUUCACAAAACAAGAGGAGUCUUAGGAAGGAGCGUCUGACCUGAGUUCUCACUAUUUCCAUUGAUGAGCUUUUAAUGUUAUAUAUUUUUAAGACCGGUUAAAAUGAAGGGCAGUGGUUGCUUUAGAAAUGGUUACUGAUUUGUGGGAUUUUUAUUAUAAUUUUUUUUUGUCAACCACAACCUGUUAAAUAAUGUGUUUGACAUUUAAAAUACCUUUAACUUCUUUAUAGUUUUUGUUUGAUCUCUAACUAAUUGAAAGUGUUUAGAGUAUGUUUUGUUAUAUAACGACAUGCAUUAUGCUUCUGUUUUGCAGAUGUACAUAUUUAUAUACUGCUGUACAUUACUGUAUACUUUCUGUAGUUAAUUGUAUGAAGAUUGAUUGAUUGCUUGAUCAGUAAAUUUAAGAAAUAAAAGUUUUGGGUACAACUGGA